AUGGCGGAAUCUUCAAAUCUGAUGAUGAAAGCCAGAGAUCUUCUUGCCACUCCAAGCCACCAACGAUUAUCGAUCAUCAUCGACCAACUCUUUACGCAUCAAGAUUCCGACGAAUACCAAACAGCUCGUGCUCUUUACGGUUUCUGCGUCGCUAAUUUCCCAAAUUGCUUAACCCUAAUGCUUCUCAAUGUGUAUCGAUCUUCUUCUUCCGAUGAUGACCUCAUCAGAUUCCGAUCGAUCUUACUCCUCUCUGAAAGUCUUACCGAAUUAAGAAAUCAUCGCAGAUUCAUUCUCUCUCUCGUCGCUCUCAACGACAUCAAGCCGCUUCUCAUUUCUUGCCUAACAAUGCCACAAGCCACGAAAUCUGACACAGAGAUCCUCCGAAGAAUCGUUUCUUGUGUAGCUUUCAGUGUUGUGAUACUUAAUAAUGGUGGAUGGGACGAGCUUGGCGAUUGUAUACUCUCACUGACACAUACCGAUCCUCUCAGAGCUUUUAACGUCUUUCUUGAUUUGCCACAAUUCAAUGGAGGAUUCAUCAACAGAUUUCUAUGGAAUCUUGUAGAGGAAGUGUACAAGGUCUUGGCUAAUCCUGGAGAUAGAAUUGAAGAAUGGAGUUUGGGUUUAGAAACUGGUAUUAAAUUAGGGAUUCAGAAUUUGGAUCCUGAGUUGAGUUACUUGAACAGAAACAUUCUUGGAGUUGUUCUCAAGUCAGCUAAUGAGUUAGUGAAGAAGGGUAAGGAACGGUUUCUGGAACGAGGGCUUGAACGUUUGGUCAAGUUCUUGGCAAAAGACUCCAUCUUGUGUAAUUGGAGUAGCGAUCAAUGCGGUUUUGUGGCAGAGUUUGCGUCUAGGAUUGCAGGUAUCGGAACGCAUACGAAAGAAGCUGCGAGGCAGAUUUAUCAAGUGGUUAAGAAACUGGACAAGUAUGACAACAAUCCAGCCUUCAAACUGAGCCCUUCUCUCAUUGAAAUUCAAGGUGCUGACCUUGAUGUGUACAACAAUUUGAAGGUACUUCCUGCAGUGGAAAUGAUCAGACUGGUCGCAGGAAGUGAGAUGGAUGAUAAGUCCAGAGAGAUAGCAGUCAGACGAGUGCACGAUUUACUUUGUGAUCAUACUUUGGAGAAAGCGGAAAUAAAUGUUUCAGAGAUGAGACAACUCAAGCGAUUGCUCAUCUCUUGCCUUACAGAAGUAGGAGUGCCUGAAAACACGUUCAAGAUUCUCGGGCAGGUGGUUUUCCACGUUGCGAAUGAGAUGUUCGGUUACCAAGAGGAUACAUGGCCGGAACUAUGGGACUUUAUUGCAUCAGGAUGCGAAACAGAGUUCAAGAAAACUGUUUAUAUCUUCCAGUGCUUAACAAUGAUGCUUGAGGAUAAAAGAUAUGUGAUUCGUGCGAUUGAAAAACUUCUCCCAGAGAUAAGCAGAAGGUUAAACCCACCAAGAGAUUUGUUGGUUGAUAACAGUUACUGGGUCUUGGCGUUUGUGGGUGGGUUCUGUGCAGCAAUCCACUUGUUAGAUGUCGCAGAUCACGCUGAUUCCGUUGACAAGAUUGUAUGUAAAAUGAUAGAUUCAGUGAGAGAGCUUGUGGAAAGAGAAAUGGAAGUUGGGGUUGUGAGGAGAGCUUUCAGAGAUAUGGAAAUCAUUGUGAAGAAACAGUGUGACUGGUACGAUACUCGUGAGUACAGAUUCGCUAAGGCUUUGCUUUGGAAGCUCUAUGAAAUCAAAGGAAUGAAAAUGGAAAGUAGGAUUGUGUUGUGGAGAAUCAAUGUGAUUCUGGAGAAGGGAACGCAGAAUGUGCAUAAAGAGCUCCCAAAGAGUGUCAGACAGCACAACCUCAUUAGAUGA
Messenger RNA from Arabis nemorensis, 1842 nucleotides. The record is from the annotation of a GenBank genome assembly. NCBI's taxonomy places the organism in Eukaryota, Viridiplantae, Streptophyta, Magnoliopsida, Brassicales, Brassicaceae.